Messenger RNA from Mytilinidion resinicola, 829 nucleotides. RefSeq lists its product as uncharacterized. Gene Ontology annotation, molecular function: protein binding. The transcript is spliced from 3 exons. Bases 1 to 627 code for a protein of 208 amino acids. Lineage: Eukaryota; Fungi; Ascomycota; Dothideomycetes; Mytilinidiales; Mytilinidiaceae. The record is from RefSeq and is a predicted model, not a curated record.
AUGGCCCACAAAGAAACUCGAUCACUCCCGGUCGAACUUAUCAGACGCGUCGCUGGAUUCUUGCCAUGCACAUCAGCCCUCAACUUGCUGCUCGUUAGCCGGAGACUACGCGACGCUUACAACGACAGACUAGUCUUCAAACACAUCGCCCAAACCUCACAUCUGGACCGGAUUGACCAGAGAUGGAAGUCUAGUGCGCUUUUCGACGAGAAGUCGUUGCUGGAGACAGAAGAAGCAGCGCUCGCAGUUGAAAAGCUGACAAGUUGGUGCACGGAGCCAACAUUUCCCAAAGCGGCGGAGGAUUUCGAUAGUCUGUUCGCUGCAUAUGACGCCUAUUCUUCAGAGCGAAAAAGGUCGUUCAAGCCCGGCAACUCCGAGGGCUGGAAGCACACUAAAGACUCGUACUACCUGCCGAAGGAGGGGGAGGUGUUUGAGGAGGUGUGUUGGGGCGCGCGGAUUUUCGAGGGUGUGGAGCCGGAUGCGGGGAAUGGGGAUGGGGGGGGUUGUACCGAUGCCGCUGCGGCGUUUACCACAGAGCAGAAGGACGCGGCGACGAAUCUAACCUGGCCCGUCUUUUCGCAGGUGACGACGGUUGAUGAAUGGGCUGCUAGUCUAGGAGAGACGUAGGCGUAAUGGAGUCUCCGGAGGGUAUUCAGGAUCUAUCAGUUGCUCAACCACGCUUCUCGUAGAGCCAAGCAACCUUUUACCAACCAAACACUAGCCGCAAGUCUUCACAGCUAAACGCAGCAGAUGAGUGCUGCCAUCACGUGCCCAUUUUCCAAGCCCAUCAGCAUCUUCAAGCCCCUGCCUAACCCCCCUAUUCUUUAUA